This is a messenger RNA of Carassius carassius (crucian carp), 1249 nucleotides long. RefSeq names its product scavenger receptor cysteine-rich domain-containing group B protein-like. The record is from RefSeq and is a predicted model, not a curated record. Bases 536 to 1249 code for a protein of 237 amino acids. NCBI's taxonomy places the organism in Eukaryota, Metazoa, Chordata, Actinopteri, Cypriniformes, Cyprinidae. The transcript is spliced from 4 exons. Gene Ontology annotation, cellular component: membrane.
UCUUGCAGAAACUAUAGUUAUCUUCCUGUUUUAUUAAAUUAAUCUGGUAAUGUUAAAAGUAGCAUUGUUUAUUAAAAUCAGCUAUAUCUUUUAGCAUUACCAUGUUUCUUAGUUUCUUUACAGCAGCGCUGUGUACCAUAUGGCUCAUUGUCCUUCAAAGUAAGACCUCGAACACAGUUCAUACUUACAAACAGCUUAUUUUUGCCCUGCAUAUUGUAUGAUAUAAUUGUGAUUCUCCAUGUUUUUUUCUCUCAUGACGAGCAGUUUUGGGCAAUCCCACGUCAGGCGAGGCUUCUUCAGUCAGACUCGUUGAUGGCAGCAGCUCUUGUUCGGGAAGAGUGCAGGUUCUCCAUGAUGGAAAAUGGGGAACAGUGUGUUACGAUGGCUGGGAUUUGUUAGACGCAAAUGUUGUGUGUAGUGAGUUGGGCUGUGGGGAAGCGAAAGAGGUGAAGUCUGCACAUUAUUUUGGGAAUAGCUCAGGACAAAUAUGGUUGACUAAGGUGAAAUGUUUUGGGAAUGAGUCCUCGCUGACAGAAUGUCCAGUGGGUGGAGAGGAACAAUGGGGACAAAAAAGUGCCUUCUUGACAUGUAUGCUGGAGUCAUCUGUCAGACUAGAACCAGGCUGGUGAGUGGCAUCAACUCUUGUUCCGGACGAGUGCAGGUUCUUUAUAAAGGAACGUGGGGAACAGUGUGUCAUGAUGGCUGGGAUCUGUCUGAAGCUGCAGUGGUGUGUAGAGAGAUUGGCUGUGGGGACGUCAUUGAGGUGAAGAGUUCGGCGUAUUUUGGAGAAGGUUCAGGACAAAUAUGGAUGGAUAAUGUAAACUGCACUGGAAAUGAGUCUGCGUUGAGCAAAUGCGCACAUCUUGGACUGGAAUCUAAUGACUGCAAUCACUCCGAGGAUGUUGGAGUCAUCUGUCAGCCUGUUAUAAGGACGGUAGAAGGCUUUGACGCUUGUUCUGGAAGAGUGGAGGUUCUCCAUAAUGGAAAAUGGGGAACCGUGUGUGAUAAUAACUGGGAUGGAUCAGAUGGCAAAGUGGUAUGUAAAGAGAUGGGCUGUGGAAAUAUCAAAGCAUUAACAUAUGGUGCUUAUUUCGGAGUCACAUCGGGACAAAUAUGGAUGAGCAAUGUGAGCUGCAAUGGAGAAGAGGCUGCUUUGAGCACCUGUGCAUUUGAGGGAUGGGGAACACAUAACUGUCUUUAUGCAAGGCACGCUGGAGUCAUAUGUCGCUACCUUCAGAAUAACAGAUGA